AUGCAUGAUUUGGUAUCUACAAUAGUAGCUUUUGAUAUUAGUGAAGAGACAUUCAAGGAUUGCGGAAUAAUAGAAGGGCCUAUGAUACAACCACCAGAAAUCUAUGAUGAGGAAAAUAAUAAUAACUUGGGUGUCUUAGGAGGGCUGCUUUGUUUACUUUACAAAGAAUUUGAAGUUCGUGUUGAUGUAUGGGUGAUGCAAGAAUAUGGAGUCAAGGAAUCUUGGAAUAAACGUUUCUCCAUUACCCAAGAGAACGUUACCAGAAACGUUUCGUUGAGCCUAAUAUGGGACUUCAAGAACGGUGAUCAGAUUCUACUAGUGGGCGAUGAUUUGUUAGUUUAUUAUGAUGUGAACCGUAAAAUUGAGAGAAAAGUGAUGAUUCGUUGGGCUGGAAGUCUUAAAGGAGUAGAUAGUUUUGUGCCUAGCCUAGUCUCUCUUCACUCUGAUUAUAAUCCAUUAAUGUCAUCAUUAGCAUCAUCGCCAACAGAAACAUAUGAAUGCGAUGAGGCUGUUCAGAUGGAUUACCUAUCAAAUCCUUCAGAUUCUAUGCUUAGGAUCUUGGGCUCUUGUAAUGGCUUGCUUUGCGUAUACAGUGCUUGCUUACCUUGUGAUAUUACGAUUUGGAAUCCAUCUACUAAGGAGUACAAGCAACUACCUGAACCAUCAAACAGCUCAACCUAUAACAUCGAUUAUUAUGGGUUCGCCUAUGAUUUCAAGAUUGAUGAUUACAAGGUUGUAAGAAUCGUGGACUAUAUUCAGGAUCAGGAGGACCCUAUUAACUCUGAUGUUGAAGUUUAUACGUUACGUACGAAUGCAUGGAAAAGCAUUGGUUCCAUACCGUAUUAUUUUCCUAGUGAUAAAUAUUGCGGGGUGAUUGUGAACGGAGCUCUUCACUGGUUAGGAGUUGGAAUUGACGACGGCGAUGACCUCAUAGUAGCUUUUGAUAUUAGUGAAGAGACAUUCAAAGGGUUGGCAGUAGUAGAAGGGCCUAUGCUACAUGCACCAGAAAGUGAUGACGAGGUGGAUAAUAAUAGCUUGGGAGUCUUAGGAGGGUCGCUUUGUUUGCUUUUCAAGGAAUACGGUGAGCGUGUUGAUGUAUGGGUGAUGCAGGAAUAUGGAGUCAAGGAAUCUUGGAACAAACGAUUCACCAUUACCCAGGAUAUUGCUACAGAGAAUUACUCGUUGAGGCUAGUACGGGACUUCAAGAAUGGUGGUCAGAUUCUACUGAUGGCUGAUGAUUGCAUAAUUUAUUAUGAUGCGAAACGUGAUAGUGAAAAAGAAGUGGUGAUUCCUGGGGAUGGAAUUUUUGUAGGAGGAGACAAUUUUGUGCCUAGCCUAGUCUCUCUUUACUCUGGUACUUAUGUGCAAAGAAAGACGAGUUAAAUAUCAUAUGCACCUUCAUAUUGCCUUUUCCAUGGAAUCGCAAACGUUGAGGGCCAGCAACUGUUUGGGAGCUAGAGCAUUUUCUACUACCGG
Molecule: messenger RNA, 1476 nt
Organism: Papaver somniferum (opium poppy)
Lineage: Eukaryota; Viridiplantae; Streptophyta; Magnoliopsida; Ranunculales; Papaveraceae
Product: F-box protein CPR1-like
Exons: 2
Coding region: 1-1383 (460 amino acids)
Source: RefSeq, a predicted model, not a curated record